AUGGGUCAACGUUUAUCCCUCAAUGUGGCAACCAUUUCUAGGCUUGAAGAUUUAAUUCCCAUCUCUGCAUCGGCUUCUGGUCGUGAUGAUGAUGAAGGACAGGGUCCUCCUGAUCGAUCAGAAGCUCUUCGGGAAGAACAACAAAAUACGAUUCGUUUGAAAUUAUUGAAAGCCAAUGUCGUGUCAGCUGCCACCUCACAUCAUGGAAAUAACGUAGCAUCAAGCGCCUCCCCAAAAAGCUUUGUUGAUAGGAGAAGACGUGGGACUGAUGCCGCCUUCAAACACGAAUUGGGAAGAAGGCCGUCCUAUAGCUCGGACAACAUCUCACAACCAUCCUUUGGAGAAGAGCAAACAGCACUCAUUCUUGAAAAGAUGAAAAACAUUGGACCUCUUCAACAAUUUGUCGAACAAUUGAGUAAUGAGGAGAAACUCUUAAAAUCGUAUUUGGAUUUCAAUUGGAUGACAACAGUGGCACUCAUUGAGAGAUCUGCAUCAGAAAGUAUGAGAUUUCUUUCAAAAGGCAUUGGUGACUUUUUCAAUGUUGCAAUUACAGAAAUGCAACUUAAAAUCUCAGAUUCACAAGCAGACUUGACCUCACUGGAAUCCAUUCAUGGUCAACACUAUGUUGAGGUCAAGCUUGUCAUUGUGCCGUACAUUCAUUUCAAUGAAGGAAGUAGCUUUAGCACGAUCAGCUUUCCAGUUUUGGAUCACUUUCCAGUGGAUUCUGAGGAUGAACCUUUUGUUGUGACCAAUGUGUCACCGCGAAGCAAUAAUACCAGCAAUCAUAACACGAAUACAUCAUCAUCAUCGAGUCCUCUCCGUAUCAAUGUCACCAAAAAGCCAUCCAAAUUUACGCUGGCGCUCGUGGUGGGUCCUUGGCUGGUGUUUUUUGAUCCUCUCACUAGCUUGGUCAUUCCCAAAAAGUUGUAUGGAAUGGCGAAAAUCAUUGCCUCGAAUCUUCCUGAAUUGUUCAUCACCAAACAAAAAGAAAAACUCACUGAAAAGCUCGCCAAGUGCAUUGUGUCGUGGAAUACUUCGAAAUUAUUCAAGAAUGAAAAAGAUAUAUUUUCCUCUCCUCGUCAUAAUUCCACAACCAUGCAACAACAGAGCAUGUAUGGCAAUGGAAUUGAUUUCAUAGAUGACUAUCUUUUGAAUUAUUUGAAUAUUGACUACACAACUUUUCCUCUCGUGCGAUAUUUUAAAACCUUUUUAGGGAAUGCUCGACAACAAGGAUGGUCUCAAAUGGUGAUUGAUUUGGAUGAGAACUUAAUUGGAAAAUAUGGACCUGUCUUGACACCCACAACUCCAUUACACCCAUGCUUUGAUUUUUCUCAAUCCAAUAACAAGAGAAUUUCCACCAACAACAACAACGAAAAUAGUACAACAACUAACAAAUCAGGGAAUGUGUGUACCUUGAUCAUUGAAAGUCACGAAGAAUUGGACAACAUGAUUAAGGACAUGAUGAUCCAUGAUCUCAUGGAACAUGCUGCGUCAUUUAAAGUUGAAAGAACAUCAACUCCAGAAACACCACUUGGAAGUGAGCCUCCAGCAUCGCACAUCAUUCCAAAGAAAGAAAGCCAUAAGACUGUCACACAACUUCAGCAACCAUCAUCAUCCUCUUCCGCUGCGACUACUGCUGAAUCUGAGAGUACUAACACCAAGAAGAAAACAACGCCAGUCUCUCACUUUUUCAUUGAUGUUCUGAGAAUGUUUGAUCGAGCUUGGUGGAUGAGACACUUGUUUGAUGUGAAUGAAGAACAUGUUGAGAUUUCAACACCAAGCAAUAAGAAGCAUGUGUCGACCACUGUACAAAGUUCUGGCGACUCCCCAACUCAAAUUCGUCAUACGCGUGAUUACAUUAGUGAAAUUGGAUGUCCCUUUGGUCAUGCAAUUCCGGAUUACGAAAAGAAUUUGGAAUGUUAUCCAAGAAGGCGCAAAAAGAAGCUCAAACAACAAGGGGUGAGUAGGCCAAACUCACCUUCUUCACCCAAUACAAGCAGAAGAUCCAUCACUUCUCUCAGUCCUCGAAAGUCACCAUCAAUUCGAUCGAAUGCCUCUCCCAAAACUCCAGUCCAACCAUAUCCACAAUCAACUAGUAGUGACAGUAUACCCAUUGAUGGCUUGAACGAAAUAAAGCGGUAG
This is a messenger RNA of Naegleria fowleri, 2142 nucleotides long. RefSeq lists its product as uncharacterized. The transcript has a single exon. Bases 1 to 2142 code for a protein of 713 amino acids. NCBI's taxonomy places the organism in Eukaryota, Heterolobosea, Eutetramitea, Acrasida, Naegleriidae. The record is from RefSeq and is a predicted model, not a curated record.